AUGGAGCUGAAUCAGGGCGACGACGAUACGAGCUUGACCUUGGCUCGGCACGCACUGAAAUGCAUGACAGCAUUUGAUAGGUUCUUGGCCGCUGCGCAAACGAGACAAAGGUUCAUUUUCAUGCAACGCAAGAAGAACAACUUUUUCUAUUGGGCGACGGCCAUGAAAGUAUUCGAGCCGCCAGAGGUCUCGUUGGACCACCGGCUCAGAGACAGUCCCGCAAUGGUCGAGAAGAUACAUCAGCUCUUUGACGUCAUUCUUUAUACCCUCACUCCUGAUACAGUCAGCGCGCACACUUUGCAGUCCGAGGAACCUCCGACCACGAAGAAACGACGUCUUUCAGAAUCGGGCCGCGCAGAAUUUGACAGAAAAAAUGAGGAACCGAGCAAUACCAAUAGUAGUCGGGAUGAAUUCGACAUCACUUUGGCCCAGAUGGACUUUACAAUCGGCGGAACAGUGGCGUCUCUCUGGCGCUUGUUUUACGACCUUCGGCUGUCCAACGAUUCGGCAGAGGCAAUCCCUCUGAACCCAAGCUUAGACAAGGGCUGGUCUUCUUCGUCUAAGCCUCAUUCAAACCACACGCACAACACCUGCGGGAAGAAAUCGCCGAGCUCCAUCUAG
Messenger RNA from Beauveria bassiana ARSEF 2860, 621 nucleotides. Its product is annotated as receptor-interacting serine/threonine-protein kinase 4. The record is from RefSeq and is a predicted model, not a curated record. Lineage: Eukaryota; Fungi; Ascomycota; Sordariomycetes; Hypocreales; Cordycipitaceae. The transcript is spliced from 2 exons. Bases 1 to 621 code for a protein of 206 amino acids.